Messenger RNA from Acanthocheilonema viteae, 1053 nucleotides. Lineage: Eukaryota; Metazoa; Nematoda; Chromadorea; Rhabditida; Onchocercidae. The record is from the annotation of a GenBank genome assembly.
AUGGAUUCUGAUUUCAAACAGGCUAUUAUUGAGAAAUUACGACUUAAUGGCACACUUGAUCGAAUACAGGCAGAAUUACGCUGCGCUGUAUUUCUUGCAAUUGAAAGUAACGAUGAUAGUGAAUUGAAAGUGGACGGAAGUAAAUUGGACCAAAGGCUUGGCUAUUCAAUCAUUUAUCAUUUCCUCAAACAAAAUCGAUUCCUAGCAACAGCAGCAGUGUUUGAAAAAGAAAUACAUCAGCAAAUUAUCUCUUUGGAAGAAUUAAAAAAAGAAAAUGUUGCAACAUUCUGUUUUCAAUUUUUUGGUGACACCAUCAACUUAUCAAAUUUCACCUCAACCGAAAUUAAACGAACAAUGAACGAUUUACAUUCUACUAGAAUUGGAAUUAAUGAAAUGAGUAAUAUCGAUUCAAAUUUUGUUUCAUCUCUUGGAGAAAAUAACAGUAAAAAAAAUGAUGUGGAAACUAUCGAAAAGCAACAAAUAGUAAAUUUCGAAUUGAAUAGAACUUUAAAAAGUCUUACUUCGGAUAAUGAAAUAUCGAACGAUGAAAAUGAAGCUUCCAACAGAAAUGAAGGAAAAAGUGGAACAGAAAUACAAGAUGAUCGAUCAAUCGAAAAAACAAUUAAUAAUGAUAAAGUAGAGAAAUACAAUAAUGAAAAUAUUAAUUCAAGUUCGAAAUCAUCAACAAUUUUUGAACACCAGCAACUGCAACAAACUGCAAAGAGGUUAUCAUCAUCAUCAACAAAUAAAUGUCAGCAACAAUCGACCAAAUAUAUCACAUCGUUAUCAUCAACUCAUCCCAGAAAGUUACCACCAAUUAUACCAGUAUCAAAUGAAUCAGCACCAACAACAAAAUUACCAUCGAUUUCAUCCCUGAAUAAACCAUCGAAUCAAACCGGAACAGGAACAGUAGCAUUUUCAAGCCUGCUAGAUACUAUACUAAAGUCACCAUCAUCUAAUAAAAGUGAAACAGAUGAGGAUAUUGUGGAAGAACUUAUUGCCGAUGAUUUGUUGCAGUCUGAUAACAAUAGCGAUGCUACAAUUUCAUUUUGA